This is a messenger RNA of Dentiscutata erythropus, 1635 nucleotides long. Lineage: Eukaryota; Fungi; Glomeromycota; Glomeromycetes; Diversisporales; Gigasporaceae. The record is from the annotation of a GenBank genome assembly.
AUGACCGAAGAAAUUAAAGAAAGUGUUUCCCAAGUUGUUAGUGACAAUAAUUAUAAUAAUUAUGAUAUAAAACGUCGCGAAGCUCUUGAAAAGAUUGAUAAUGCUAAAUUUGGAUGGUUUCAUAUCAGAGCAUGUAUCGUAUCUGGAGUAGGGUUUUUCACAGAUGCCUACGAUAUUUUCGCUAUCAAUCUUGUAGCUGUCAUGUUAGGCUACGUAUAUUUUGGAAAAAGUUCACUUCCAACUGAUACUGAUUUAGGUGUGAAAGUUGCAACACCAAUUGGUACACUCAUUGGCCAAAUCUCUUUUGGAAUAUUAGCAGAUAUCCUAGGUCGCAAAAAGAUGUAUGGUGUCGAAUUAUUGGUCAUAGUCUUCGCUACCUUUUCCUGUUGCCUCGUUGCAAAUUCCUAUGUUUUUUCACCUACUUUAAAUACCUUUGUUGAUAAUUCUAAAGUCGUAUCUGUUCAAGGCAUUAUCAUAUUUUGGCGUCUUAUUUUGGGUAUCGGCAUUGGAGGAGAUUACCCUCUUUCAGCAGUUAUUACUAGCGAAUUCGCUACAACUUCAAGAAGAGGUGCUAUGAUGGCUGCCGUAUUUGCCAUGCAAGGUAUCGGAAUUUUGGUAGCAGCUAUCGUUUCAACUAUCACAAUAGCAGCAUUCCAUUCUACUAUUACACCAACUGAUUUUUCACACAUUGAUUAUGUGUGGAGAAUUGUCACUGGAGUAGGUGCAAUUCCAGGAGUUGUUGCCCUUUAUUUCCGACUUACAAUACCAGAAACACCUCGUUUUACCAUGGAUAUUGAACGUAAUGUCAAUCAGGCAGCUCAAGAUAUCGACACAGUAUUAACAACAGGUUCAUAUAAACCUCGUGAACAAGAAGUCGUCGUUAAAAUUGAAGCACCAAAAGCUAGUUUUUCAGAUUUCUUUAGACAUUUUGGUAAAUGGGAAAACGGAAAGGUUUUAUUUGGAACAGCUUUUACAUGGUUCGCACUUGAUGUAGCUUUUUACGGUAUCGGUCUAAAUAACAAUAUUAUUUUAAAACAAAUUGGAUUCCUUGGGGAUGGUACAGAUCCAUAUGAAACAUUAUUUAAAGCAUCUGCUGGUAAUAUUAUCAUUGCAUUAUUGGGUACAGUACCUGGUUACUGGGUUACCGUAUUUACCAUUGACUUAUGGGGUCGACGCCCAAUUCAACUUAUGGGAUUUGCCUUGCUUACAGUAAUAUUUAUUGUUCUCGGAUUUGGUUAUUAUCCAAUCUUGGGAGCAUCUGUUGAACUUUUCAUAUUUAUAUUUACAUUAGCACAAUUCUUCUUUAAUUUUGGACCUAACACCACUACAUUCGUUAUACCUGGUGAAAUAUUUCCAACUCGAUACCGUUCAACUGGACACGGUAUAAGCGCUGCAUCAGGAAAAUUAGGAGCUAUUAUUUCACAAGUUGGAUUUUUCAAAUUGAAAGAUAUUGGUGGUGCACCUGGUUCAAAUGCAUUCAUCGACCAUUUAUUUAAAAUAUUUGCAGUUUUUAUGCUUGCUGGCUUCAUAGUCACUUACUUCUGCGUGCCAGAAACAAAGAAUCAGUCAUUAGAAAGUUUAUCAAAUGAAAAUCAAGAUGGAUUUGUCAGAGAUAAACGUUCGGCUGAUGUUUAA